Molecule: messenger RNA, 699 nt
Organism: Closterium sp. Naga37s-1
Lineage: Eukaryota; Viridiplantae; Streptophyta; Zygnematophyceae; Desmidiales; Closteriaceae
Source: the annotation of a GenBank genome assembly
AUGGGUAAAAUGAUGGAAUACGUGUGGCUGCUGCUGCUCCUAGCCAUGGCGGUUACUGCAGCUGGACUAGUGCUCUUCUCUCUGCUCUUCUGGGCUCCGAUGGAUACUAAGGGAACCAAGGGGACUGUGUGGUUGGUGGUGAUGGGUGUGCUGGGAGGGAGAGGCGUGGUGCUGGGUGGUUACUGCUUCGUGCUCUGGCUGCUCCUGCAGGGGAAAGAGUGCAAGCAAGCAGCGUGCUACGCUUCCGCAGACCUCUCAACAGCCUCCCUCCUAGCAGCCCUCUACCUCUUCUCUCCCUCCGCCUCCCUCACCACCCCCAUCGCCUCCUACCUCCUCGCGCGCUCCCUCUGCGAGCUCCUCACCCUCCUAAGCACCUGGAACUGCAAAGGCCGUGAAUGGUGGACCUCUCUACUAGCCGUCUGGCCGCCUUCACUCCUCGGAAUCAGCCUGUUUUUUUCCCAGCCGACGGGGGAAACCUGGUAUAUUGUAGCGGUUACCGGGACAUGCUGUAUGGUGGAUGGGGUGCCGCUGUGGGUGGCGUGUGUGGUGCUGAGAGUGCGGCUUGUGGGCGGGCGGGGGAGCCUGCCGCAGCAUGCGAGGGGGUGUGUGAGGAAGGCUGCUGCUGUGGGGACGUUCGUGCAUGGAUUGAUGAGGCUGCUGCCACUAGUCCUGUAUUUCGUGGCGAAAUACGCUUUGUAA